UCUUCCAUCCACCCCCUCCCCAUCACUCUCUCUUGAUCACACAAUAAUAAUAAUAUUAUUAUUAUUCACACAAACCCAUGGCCAAUUACAUAAUCUCUGCUUCAGAUGCUGAAUCCAUUGCCAAAUCCAAAAAUCUCACAGUCCCACAACUCCUUCCAUCCCUCGUUCAAUCUGCUCAGUCUCUCGCUCGUCCACCAAUCUCCAACUUCCACGUGGGCGCCGUCGGUUUAUCAUCCGACGGCCGGAUCUUCUUCGGCGGAAACGUCGAAUUUCCCGGUUUACCCCUCCACCAUUCCAUUCAUGCUGAACAGUUUCUGAUCACUAACCUCGCCGCACACGGCGGAGGUCCUAAACUCCUAUACGUCGCCGUUUCAGCAGCCCCUUGUGGCCAUUGCCGUCAGUUUCUCCAAGAACUUCGGGGAGUUUGUGAUACCCAGAUCGUCAUCACGGAUCAACCUCAAGAAAACCCGGUUUACAAACCCAUUUCCUCCAUCUUACCCGACCCGUUUGGCCCCUUUGAUCUGUUGGAUCAAAACACGCCUCUGAUUCUUGAAAAACAUGAUAACAAGUUAUCGUUUAAAGAUGACGACUUUCUUACAGAAAAGUUUUCGAAUUUGUCGAAUUUGUCAAAUGGGUAUUCUGAAUUGGUGAUGAAGAAUGAGGUGGUGUUGAAAAACAAGGCUUUAGAGGCGGCGCGUGAGUCACACGCGCCGUACAGUGGGUGUCCGUCUGGGGUGGCGUUGAUGGACUGUGAGGGGAAGGUGUAUAAGGGGUCUUAUAUGGAGUCGGCUGCGUAUAACCCUAGUAUGAUGCCGGUUCAGGCGGCUUUGGUGGCGUAUAUGGCGGCCGGUGGUGGCGGGUAUGAGCGGAUCGUGGCGGCGGUGUUGGUUGAGAAGGAAGGGGUGGUUGUUAGGCAGGAGGAGACUGCUAGGUUAAUGUUGAAUCAUGUUUCACCAAAAUGUGAGUUGAGAGUUGCCCAUUGUGUGUAAUUUGAUUGAUCAAACAAUGAUGAUGCUAAUUUAAUAAAAUUGUUACUCAAUAUUGAGCUUUACAUAUGUUAAGAAGCUAUUAUUUAUCAAUCAAGAUUUGUAAGUUUCAAGUGUUUGAUUUUAAGUUUAAAUAAUGUUUGAUGAA
This is a messenger RNA of Helianthus annuus (common sunflower), 1134 nucleotides long. RefSeq names its product cytidine deaminase 1. Gene Ontology annotation, cellular component: cytosol. NCBI's taxonomy places the organism in Eukaryota, Viridiplantae, Streptophyta, Magnoliopsida, Asterales, Asteraceae. The transcript has a single exon. The coding region runs from base 78 to 989 and encodes 303 amino acids. The record is from RefSeq and is a predicted model, not a curated record. Gene Ontology annotation, molecular function: cytidine deaminase activity; zinc ion binding.